Molecule: messenger RNA, 2057 nt
Organism: Mauremys reevesii (Reeves's turtle)
Lineage: Eukaryota; Metazoa; Chordata; Testudines; Geoemydidae
Product: hepatocyte cell adhesion molecule-like
Exons: 5
Coding region: 88-846 (252 amino acids)
Source: RefSeq, a predicted model, not a curated record
CCGGUCUGCAGGGAGAGGAGCGGGACCAGGCUGGGGCACGCAGCUCCGGACUGCAGCAGUCAGAGCUCGGAGCGGUGUCCCGCCGCAAUGCGCCCUGAGGGCUGGCUGCCGCUGGCGCUGCUGUCAGUGGGGAUUGUUUCUGCAUGUCAAUCCACUGGUCUUGCACCAACAGGAGGCAGGGUGGUUGGUGCUGUGGGCUGCACUGUGGUGCUCCCGGGACCAGAUCACAUUGACACCACUGGGUUCGUACGGUGGGAGUAUAAACAAAAUGAAAAUGACACUGAACUGAUUGUCGUACUUUAUUACGUGGCAUCACGGAAACUGGACAUCUUACCAGAGUAUAAGGAUCGUGUUGUAUUUAGCAUGUCCAACUGGUCCCUGGGACUGAAAUUGCAACUGGCAGAUCGAGGCCUGUACAGAUUAAGGAGAGAAGAGGAGGAGAAAAGUGGCAAAUGGAUCCAGCUGGAGGUUAUAGAGCUCUUAUCCAAGCCGAAACUCUUUAGGAACUCUUCCUUGGCGGGCUCCACCAUUGAAAUGGUCUGUAACGUGACAGUAGGUAGGGUGGAUUCCUAUCAGUGGAGAAAGGACCAUAAGCCUCUCCCUAAGUAUGGUCACUACCAACUCUCUCGGAAUAACAGUGUACUUCUCAUACUGAACGCAACACAGGGUGAUAGUGGCAGUUACUCAUGCAAAGUUACCAACGAAGUUAGUGAGAAUGAAACCUCCCUGGAAUUGACCAUCAAUGAUUCUUCAGCUGUGGUUUCAAAUGGAGUCAUUUUGGGAGUUGCUGUCAUAACUGCUGUCAUAAUUCUAGUAAUAGCAGAUGGGAACUUGUACAGUGAAUAAAAACUCUGCCGUGACUUCAUCUGGAUGAACAAUCCCAAUUUGCAAAAGACAUAAUGGAACAGAAGGGAAUUAUACUGUUUUCUUCUGCCCAGCAACAACCUGCCCGCUUUUAUGCUCUACCCUCUAGGACCUGCUGCUGCUCCUGCAACUCAAAGUAGAGGGACUCCUCCAAUAACACUCCAGCAGGGCUGUCUGGGAGUGGCAGGAGGAAAAGUGAAGUGGGUGUGGGACACUCACCCAAGUGGAUAUAGCUCAGCUGUUGGCUGAGUACUGGGACACCCUGGCUGCAAUUGAGGGGAGGGAGCUCCUCUCAUUACUGGAGGGAAGUGGGGGCCCAGUGGUGCCACCCUGCCUCUCUGGGAAGGGAGGGACCAUCUCCACUCCAAAUGCGGGGGCAGAGCUACAAGUCCCCCAUGUUGUGCCUGGGGUCCAAGAUUGCUUAAACCCAGCCCUGUGCAUGCACGCUCCUGCAAUGGAAGUGGACUCUAAUGAAGUGUCACUACCAGGGCCUCCCCUGGCUGCAGCUGCCCCGGGAUCCCCCUUAACUAAGGUAAUACAGCCUCUGUCUGUGUUCCCUCGCCUUUGCAAUCUCUGCAUGGCUGGCGAGGGAUGGUGUGCAUCUCCCUAGUCCCAUCUCUAGCCUCUCCUCUCUUACCCACCCUGCAUCUCCUCCCUAGGUGCAGAUCCCUGGACCCAGAGACUUCUUAAAGUCUGGGUGAGAAAUGUCUCAAAGACUGGUGUCACACACUGCCACACACCCUCUUUACUCCAUGGAGGCGGGGAAAGUUGUGCACUGAUGUCCUUUCUGCCUGCAAAUCCUUAGGGUGUGAUGUGAUUAUGAGGAAGGAUUUCAGGAUUUGGCCCACUGAUUUCAGUAGAAAUACAAUGAAUUUGAACUGUUUUGAUAUUCAUAGGUGCUCUGAGCAAUAGAUGAAGAGGGUGCUGAAAAUAUCACUUAGCAAACCAGUUUUAACCAUCCUUGGAUGUCCUGUAUUUGCACUUCCACAGCUUCUGAUCCAAGCACAGACAAAAGCCCCUAUUGUAUCUCUGGUGCAUUUGAUAUUCCCGCUCCUCUUUCAGUCUCUGUGUAGAACUGAUGAAUGAAAUUGUUUUUAAUUGAUCACUUUAUCAGUAUAACUUCUGUUCACUGUUUGCCAUCCACUACACUUGUCUGUAUUGUAACUUCUGUUCACUGUUUGCCAUAUUGUAAU